Daphnia pulex (common water flea) is the source of this 1364-nucleotide messenger RNA. Its product is annotated as anionic trypsin-2-like. Lineage: Eukaryota; Metazoa; Arthropoda; Branchiopoda; Diplostraca; Daphniidae. Gene Ontology annotation, biological process: proteolysis. The record is from RefSeq and is a predicted model, not a curated record. Bases 105 to 1232 code for a protein of 375 amino acids. The transcript is spliced from 9 exons. Gene Ontology annotation, molecular function: serine-type endopeptidase activity.
UCGAAAACAGACGCCAGUGUCAUUUAAAGUGCAAGUCAUUCUCUGCCACAAAGUUUCAGCUGUCGCUCUCUCGUACAGUCGUCCUUUUUAAAACUCCAUCUGCAAUGCUCCUCUUCAUACGGGGAAUAAUUUUCUUUUUCCUGGUUGGGUUUGUUUAUUCAAAUUCAAACCGUGCCAUCAAAAGUAUUAUUAAAAAUGAGGAACAAGUUAGGGCAGCAGUUAGCGGUGGAGUCUUAGCUGCCUCUGGUGACUUUCCAUACGUGGUAUUUUUAAGCUUGACAAAUGGCAUGUUUGUUAGUGGUGGAACCCUGAUUGGAUCUUCUCAUAUCUUGACAUCAGCCCAAAGCUUAUUAACUGGGUCAGCCAAUUUUAUGAGCAUGUUACGCGUAACUUUUAACUCGCUAUCAACCUUCGGUGGAGCUAAUGCAUUUCUUCUUCCAGUGAGCAAAAUAGUCAUUCAUGAACUAUUCAACGCAACGACAUUGGACAAUAAUUUGGCUUUGGUAGUGUUGAGUUCGCCUGUUACAAAUCUUACGUUCGCUUCUCUUCCAGUAUUGGUAACAUCAACAACAACAAAAACUCAAACCACAACACAAACUUUAACAACUAAAACUCCAACAACAACUAAAAUUCAAACAACAAAAAAAAUUCCAACAACUAAAACUCCAACAAAAAAAAUUCCAUCAACAAUAAAAACUUCAACAAAAGCUCUGACAACAAUCAAGGCUGUCACUACAACUAAAAAUGUUCCAACAACAAUAAAGACUACAACGAAGUUUACGACGACGAAGCCAACACCAACAACAGCAAAGGCAACAACAAAACUGAUGUUGUCUCAAAAGCCCGUGGGGAAAGUUUCAUUAGGGUUCAACAGUUACGCCAAUUUGUCGGCCGUCAUUGCUGGAUGGGGAAGAAUUACUCCUGGAGGGAAGACUUCACCGCUGCUACUGAAAAAAGUCAAUGCCACUAUUCAAGACAAUCAGAUCUGCACCAGCUACUAUGGGAACAACACUUUCUUCGGCACCAACAUGCUGUGUGCAACUUCUCCUGUUGCAUGUCUCGAUGACACUGGCAGCCCUAUUAUCAUCGAUGGCGUUCAAGUUGGCAUCACCAUGUGGGGCACUAUGUGCAGUGGAGCUACUGCUUAUUCAGGGAUUUACACCCGGGUCACCACUUAUCUCGACUGGAUUGAAAACGCUCUGAUCAAUAACCCCGGCCCAGUAGUAGGUUAAACCACAGUACAUGGUCUUUAUCUGAAAUUUAAUUUUGGGUUUAUAAGAUUUGUAUUUAAAUGUUUCUGUAUUUCUGAGGUGUUGGGUAAAAACCUUUAGUAUUUUUUAAAGAAUACACGUGAAGCAUCUGGA